GCUUGAGUUGGUUUAGUUGAAGUGUGUUCGUCGUAAAGUUCAGUCGCAUUUUGGUUCUUGUUCGCAGUAUUUUUGAAUUUGUGUGCUCUCUGCAUGUGAAAGAGCAAGAGAGCAAUUGCUUGAUAUUUGUACAACAUUUUCUUGGUUAGCGCGAGAGAGAGAGAGAGUGCGAGAGCACGCGCAUACAUUCGAACAAUUAAUAGUAGUAAAAGAAGCCACUGAGCUGCCUUCGUUGAUGUGCGCCAAUAUGAAAAUCUCAAUGUUAGCAAACCCCAUGCAGUGCUGUCGUAGUGUAUGGCCGGGGGAGUGUCGUCUGCAUAAAAAUUGAAGUGAAUUACAAUUUGAGUAAUAAAGAAAGAUAUGAGAAAUGCAUUAGCAUUAAACCUCGUCAAAUAAAAUCGUAUAAGCGUCUAUAAAAAAGCAAAUCAAGUGUCUCGUCGUGUAGUGAAUUACUAAAAUCGCGAAACGUUUGAACUCUGUCGAAAUUUUGUGACAUUUUUUUGGAGCUUAUAUUGCAUUGCCAUCGUGUAUUGUUUUUUUUUUGUGUGUUUGUACGCGUAAGUGUGGCAUGUUUGUAUAUUCAGCAACGGUCCCUAUACUCUCGCAUACAGGUGCUUGACCUAUUUGUAUAUUCCCACAAAAAUAUAUACAAACGCACUAAAAUAGGAAUAAAAACUCACACAAAAAUCGCAGUAAAAUUUUUUAGCUGCGUUAAUACACAGUGUCAAUUUCUGCCUUUCUGUUCGUACAUUUGAGUUACACUUCUGUUGUUUCUCUCUGUUUCCCCUAUUAUCUCUUGCUUUGUUCAAUUUGUUGCUCAUUGUGUGUGUGUAAAGUAUUUAUAAGUUGGCAAGGAAAAAGAAAUCGAACAGAACUGACUGACUAUGCUGCAUGCAAACUUUUAAGUUAUUUCAAUUCAAUUUUUCGUUGAACGAUGGAUCGUCGUGGAUUGAAGUUUAUUUCGAAAAGAACGGAUAUUGAAAGCGACGUCACACAUCCAACGCCAAACAACAUCUACUUACCUACUCAGCCCCUAAAGGACAACUCGAAUAUUAGAAUUAUCAAAGUCAAUUCUGAGUACACGCAGUCAGUGGAUAGCACAACAGCUGUAUUAAAGCAACAACAACAGCAUCAGACGGCUACCACUACUACUACAACCAAUAGCGGUGUUAAUAGCCAUUUAAGCAACAACAGCAACGUUAAUACAAACAAAAACAACGAACGCCCAUUGAAGUGUCUCGAGACGCUCGCACAAAAGGCGGGAAUAACCUUUGACGAGAAAUACGAUUUUGCCAGUCCUCCACAUCCGGAUACGCACAUCAGUAGCAAUAGCAACAACCACCACCACCACCACCACCACCACAAUUUCAACGCCACCUAUAAGCACAGUUUAGGCGGUAGUAGUGGAGUUUCGUCAUCGUCAUCAUCAUCAUCUUUGUCAUCGUCGUCGUCAUCAUCAGCAUCAUCAUCAUCGUCAUCCACAUCAUCAGCAUCAUCAUCCACAUCGUCGACGUUUGUCAGCUCAUCUACACCGACGGCAAACGCUACCCAUUCAACAACACUACACGUCGCCACACCGCAGAAAAACUUCACACUGGAGAAAUCACAGAGUCCAGCCCAACAGGUGGCGCCCUCGUCGGUGCCACUACAAAUCUCGCCCGAACAAUUACAGCAGUUGCAGCAGCUGCAACUACAACAUGGCUCACCAUUUACUGCCAUACAGGUGAAACAGGAAUUUCCCACACACACUGCCGCCACACAUCAGUUGAGCGCCGCCGGCGCGGGUGGCGAACUGAAGCAUGCCGGUCUGUUGGAUCCCACACAGGCCAAUCAGCUGCAACAAAUGCAAAUGCAAUUGGCGGACCCCUCAAAUGGCGCACCCGGCAGCCCGGCCAACCAGCAAACGCCCAGCAGUGCUGCCGCCGCCGUCGCCGCUUUGCAGCAACAUUCGACUACCAUUAGCACCAUGUCGCCCAUGCAGUUGACUAGUCAGGUGCUGGGCGAUUGGGCACAGGGACGCACGGUGCAGUUGAUGCCACAGCAAACGGCGCUUAAUUCGGGUUUCCUCUACCCGCAGCUAGUCUCCGGCAAUUUGAUACACUCGAAUUUAGGACAGCAACCGAUACAGGUUAUCGCCAGCAAACCAUUUCAGGGCGGCACGCCCCAAAUGAUUACCACCACCACGCAAAAUGCCAAGCAAAUGAUAGGCGGCAAUGCGGGCUUUCCCAACACCUACGCGAUACCGUCCAGUCAAUCACCGCAGGCACUACUCUUCACGCCCGUGCUGGCUCAAUCGCCGCAACAACAACAGAACAUAUUUAAUUCCAUGGCAGCGGCAGCAGCUAAUGCUCAACAACAGCAACAACAACAGCAGCAGCAACAACAAAACGCCAAGGCAACAAGCGACGCACAGAAAAGUCUGCAACAAAAGGUUGUGCAGAAGGUGACAACCACCACGAACACCGUGCAAUCGGCAGCGAACGCCGCUGGCGCAGUGGCUCAGCAGCAACAGCAACAAUCGACGCAGCAAUGUGUGCAGGUGUCACAAGCGACAAUGCCAACACAAAUUAUUAGCCCAUUGCAGGGCACCACUGGGACGCCGCAAAUGCAAAUUGGCCCUUGGGUGCCGUUCUGGUCGAAUGGCCUGCAGCAGUUGCAGAAUCCAAUUAUAAUACGCGGCACACAACCAGACGGCACGCAAAGCAUGUUCAUUCAGCAGCCGACGUCGCAUCAAACCAUACAGGCGCAGCAACAGAAUCCCAUCACCCUGCAGUGCAAUGUCGCACAGCCUGCAACGAAGCCACGUCAACAAAUCGAGGCGCUCGCACCGAAACAGCAGCAGACGCAUCAACAGCAAACUCAGCAGCAGCAGCAAACGGCGCAGGCCGUCGUCGCCGCUGCCGCCCAGCUACAGCAGCAAGCCGUAACGGCCAGCCAAUUGCAGCAGCAAGUAGCCCAGCGCGUACCGCAAAUACUGCCGCAAAACGGCGCGCAAAUACGUCCGGCUAGUUCGGUGUCGACGCAGACUGCGCAGAAUCAGAGUUUGCUGAAGAAGAUGCGCACCAAGCAGCAGCCAGUGCGGCCGGCACUGCCGACAAUGAAGACUGAAAAUGGCCAGCAGCAGCAGGUGAAGGCGCAAACGGUCGCCACAGCAGCUGGCAUGCAACAGCAGGGCGCGACCAUGCAUCAGGUGGUAACGCCAGCGGGCAAAAUGGUUGUGAUGAGCACCGGGCCGCCAAUAACAAUACAGAAUGGCCAGGCCAUACAGCAGACCAACGCGGCUGGGCACGUCGACAAGCAGCAGCAACAGCAGCAGCAGCAGCAAAUCCAAAUACAACAAAUGCAAAAACAACAACAGCAACAACAACAGGCAUUGCUUCAACAGCACUUGCUGCAGCAACAGUUCGCUUCGGCUAUACAAAUGCAACAGCAGCAACAACAACAGCAGCAGCAGCAGCAGCAGUUGCAACAGCAGCAGCAACAGCCGCAACAGAUACAGUUGCAGGUGACACCACAAACAUUCAUUACACAGCAACAGCAGGCGCAGCAACAACAGCAGCAGCAGCAGCUGCAAACUCAACUGCUGCAACAGCAGCUGGUGCAGCAACAACAACAGCAGCAGCAACAGCAGCGCGAGCAACAGCAGCAAACGCAAAACAUAAUACAUCAAAUUGUGGUGCAACAACAGCCACAGCAGCAACAGGCACAAGCGCAUGCACAACAGCAACAACAGCAGCAGCAGCAGCAAACACACUUACCACCGCAAAUCGCCGGCGUACCUUUCUCGGUAUCCUCUUCGACGCCGUCGAGCAUAGCCUCAUCCGCAGCCGCAGCAUUGCAGCAACACGCCGUUUAUCAGUCGAAGGCAUCGACGCUGCCGACAACUUCAGUGGUGACUAUUACCAAUCAGGCUGGGCCGCUGGUCACCAGCACUAUUGGCAUUAAUCAGGCGACGCCGCAGCAGCAGCAGCAAAGUUUGCUGGCAGCCACUCUUGCUGCCUCUCAGCAGCAGCAACAGCAGCAGGCGCAACAACAGCAGCAACAACAACAGGCGCAACAGCAAGCACAACAAGCACAUCAAGUGCAACAACAACAGCAGCAGCAGCAGCAGCAGCACCAAGCUCAGCAGCAAUCUCAAAUGGCCCCACCAGCCGCACAACCACUGCCGCAGCCCAGCAUGGUGUCCACACCCACACAAAGUCCUCUGCUCGGGCUCACCUCGAUGAUGAACGCUUCGAUGGGUGGCAGCAUACAAGCCUCCUCACCGGUUACAUCAACGGCAACAGCGGCGGCCACCAUGGCAUCGCCACUAAACAGCGGUGCUGGCGGUGGUGUUACGUCCGUGUCUUCGCUGCCGAGCACGCCCAUCAAGUCUAUGGCUAACGACCAGCAACAGCAGCAACAACAACUACAGCAACACCAACAGCUGCAACAGCAAUACAAAAGUCCUUUGUCUAUUAAUUCGCCCUCACAAAUGUCGCUGGUGGGUGGCAUUGCGUCAGAAGCGAAUCGCGCGUUGCAAGUUUCAUCGGCUACAUCGUCGGCCAACAACAAUCAACUGGCCAAUAUGAAUAAUUCUAAUGCUGCGAAUUUGGCAGCGUCGGCGGCUGAGUUGAAGGAGACAACAGUAAAGUCAACAAUGGAAGCACCUAAAGUUGCCACACCCCAACAGCCGUCCGUUGAGUCGGCUACGGCCUCAUCGUCGUCGACAUCACCAUCCACACUACAGCAGCUGCAGCAGCAACAUCAGCCGCAGUCCAACCCAACUAAUGCCACAAAUGUUAAUGCAACUGCCACUGUAACGGCAACAACGGCCAAUUCGCCGAAUGCAGAAGCUACCAAAGCUUCAAACGCAAUGGACACCACCCCGGCGCCGGCAACUCCAACUACACCCACCACAGCUACGUCAACUGCAGUGUCGCCGACGAAAAACGUGGCGAAUGUAACGUCGCUUACUCAAUCCACCACAGCAUCGCCAACUAAAGGUGCAUCUGGCAAUCGUAUACAGGACAGCAGCAAAACCCCCAACGCCGAGGCGGAAAAAGCUGCCACAGCUGCCACAGUUGCUUCCUCUACAAAUGACGAAAGCAAUGCCCCAGCUACCAAACCAACAAAUGCCGUCUCGACGAGCAUAUCCAACAGCAUGCCCAAGAACACGUCCAGCAUGGCAAGCGUCAAGGUGGAAAAGGAUCUGCCGAAGGCCAUGAUCAAGCCCAAUGUGCUGACGCACGUCAUCGAAGGUUUCAUCAUACAAGAGGCCAACGAACCGUUUCCAGUGACGCGCCAACGUUACACAGACAAAGAUGCUGACGAUGAGCCACCCCGAAAGAAAAUUGCCGUGGAUGAAGAGGCACAUAAUGCAGUCAACCACCAGAGCAACGGCCCCACUUCACUACCACCCGAUAUGAUUGCGUGCGAGCAAUGCGGCAAACCGGAGCACAAAGCGAAACUGAAGAAGAAACGUUUCUGCUCGCUAACUUGUGCCCGCCAAUCGAAGGCGGCUUCCAUGAACGAGCAGCCAGCGGAGGCACCCACACAGAGCAAUGCCAGCAACGCCACAACUACAGGCAAUCAGCAUACAGCUGGCGAUGCCUUGGUGGCGAAUAACAAAAGCGCUGCCGUCGACAACUCCAGUAUUACGAGCAACGCAAACAGCGCUGCUGCACCUGAGAAAAUGCAAACCGAACCCAUACCGUCUGCGCCAAUCACUGCCUUUAACAACAAUAAUGGCGUUUCGAAGCAUGAAAAUACGGCCGCUGUGGCUGCUACUAUGGCCGCCGAAGCGCAACAGGUUGCAAAUAGUGCGGCGAACAAUGUUGGGGGCGCAGCUGGCACUGCUGCGGCGCAGACGGGUGCCGCCGUACACAGCGAACGCCCCGCCAUGGCCGACUGGAGUGUGGCUGAAGUGUGCGAAUUUAUACGCCACCUACCUGGCUGCACCGAUUAUGUGGAUGAUUUUGAGCAGCAGGAAAUCGAUGGGCAAGCAUUGAUGCUGCUCAAGGAGAAUCAUUUGGUGAAUGCGAUGGGCAUGAAAUUGGGGCCAGCGUUGAAGAUUGUCGCCAAAGUAGAGUCGAUGAAAGAGGUGGCGCCCGUGCAGAGUGCCGAUAAGGAGGCGCCACAGUAGAAGCGACGUUUGGAAUUUGUAAAUACAGCAAAAUAAUAUUUUUGAGGCGUUAGUUUUCUUCGAUAGCACAGACAUACAUUUAAGCGGAGAUGAGGAAGUGCGGCAGCAUUGUUUGUUAAGUAGGCUUUGUACAUAAAAUAGUUGAACAAAUAAUUAAUUAAUAAUAUAAAUAUUGCGUACAUUUUGUAACUCCUACUACUCCAGAAAUUGCAACAACAACUAUACAAAGAAAUAUUUUUAUUUUAAAAUUUAGUGUACAAGAAGUAUGAGUAUACGCAGCUACAGCUGCUACGUUAAGUGAGGUUAUGUUUAAUUUUGCGCUAUUUUUAGAUAUCACAUUACAUACUAACGCAUACAUAUAUAUAUAAUACAAUAUAUAAGUAUAUGUGUCAUUCGUUCUCUUGUUAAACAUUGUUUUAUUAUUUCGCUAGUGUCGAGUUUUUACGCCACUUUUUCUUUUGUUUUGUUCACAAUUUUACUACUGAAAUUGGGCACUUCUCUCUUUUUAAGUUGUUUAUAUAAUUAAUAUAUAUGUAGUAAUUAGUGUUUAGGGCACAGGCUUAAUUUCAGUGCUGGAGUUUUGCACGCCGUGAAGGCUUUUGGGUCGUCGUACGCUCCGGUCGCUAUGGCAGGUGAAAACUCAAAAACCUACAGAUGUAAACUCAAAGAGUAUUUCUUAUUUUUAAAACUAAUCACUAAGUAAUAUUUAAAGUUAGCUCAUAAGUAUGUAAAUUUAAAUGAAUAUUCAUAUAAUAUUGCUGCUAAAGCAUAUUUGAAAUAAUUAAAUAAAUGGCAUUCACUACAAGUAA
Messenger RNA from Anastrepha ludens (Mexican fruit fly), 6933 nucleotides. RefSeq names its product polyhomeotic-proximal chromatin protein. The coding region runs from base 935 to 6124 and encodes 1729 amino acids. The record is from RefSeq and is a predicted model, not a curated record. The transcript has 6 exons. NCBI's taxonomy places the organism in Eukaryota, Metazoa, Arthropoda, Insecta, Diptera, Tephritidae. Gene Ontology annotation, cellular component: nucleus; PRC1 complex. Gene Ontology annotation, molecular function: zinc ion binding; protein binding.